Messenger RNA from Alosa sapidissima (American shad), 969 nucleotides. RefSeq names its product odorant receptor 131-2-like. The record is from RefSeq and is a predicted model, not a curated record. The transcript has a single exon. Lineage: Eukaryota; Metazoa; Chordata; Actinopteri; Clupeiformes; Clupeidae. Gene Ontology annotation, biological process: G protein-coupled receptor signaling pathway. Gene Ontology annotation, molecular function: G protein-coupled receptor activity. Bases 1 to 969 code for a protein of 322 amino acids. Gene Ontology annotation, cellular component: membrane.
AUGGCUUCGACCAAUCAGUCCAGUGAAGGCUCUGCCGUGGUGCAUCAGCAGAUGUUUAAGGUGGAACUGAAUGAAGGUCCGCUGUCUAAACUUGUUGUGGCCAUUCUCAUGUCCCUGCUUUUCAUCUGCAUCAACAGUAUCAUGUUUCACACUCUCAUGAGUAAGCCUGUGUUUAGAGAGCUGCCUCGCUAUAUCCUCUUUGCCCACAUGCUCUGCAAUGACACAGUUCAAUUGUGGAUUGUAUCACUGCUCUAUAUUUUGUCUUUAAAUGUGCAGAAGAUUCCUAAAGCUGUUUGUUCACUGUUCGUUGUCAUAUCUGCAACUACAGCCCGUGUUUCUGUUUUAAACCUUGGUUUGAUGUCUCUUGAGCGGUAUGUGGCAAUUUGUUUCCCUUUACGCCACAGCGAGAUGGCAACACAGAAAAUGACAGGUUUAUCGAUUGCCAUAAUCUGGGUUUUAGGCUGCAUAAGUCCUGCGAUAGAUAUCUUAUAUGCAAUGAUAGUGAGUCCCACAUCUUUUAAAGACUCCAUGUUCUGUACUCGAGAGAGGUUUAUUUUCGCACCAUGGCAGAGAGAUGUGUUUGAAGGGCUCAAUGGGUUUUUCUUUGUGGCUGUGACAGCCAUUAUUGUCUUCACGUAUAUCAGUGUUAUAGUGGCAGCUCGAUCUGCCUCAGCAGAUAAAGAGUCUGCUAAGAAAGCUCAGAGAACAGUCCUACUGCACCUUGGUCAGUUAGUACUUUGUCUCAACAGUUUGUUGUUUGGAACUAUAGAGAGAGCCCUGGCUAUGGCCAGCAGCAGCAGUCGUCUAUUCAUGGACCUGCGCUACGUGAACUUUCUCUUUGUUCUCAUUCUGCCUCGGUGCCUGAGCCCCCUGAUCUACGGUCUGAGAGACAAUGCUGUUCGGCCCUUAUUCCUCUACUAUGUCAGGUGUGGAACCCAAAAGGUUAAACCCUCUGUAACGGCACACUAG